Zingiber officinale is the source of this 1019-nucleotide messenger RNA. RefSeq lists its product as uncharacterized. The transcript has 3 exons. The record is from RefSeq and is a predicted model, not a curated record. Bases 39 to 785 code for a protein of 248 amino acids. NCBI's taxonomy places the organism in Eukaryota, Viridiplantae, Streptophyta, Magnoliopsida, Zingiberales, Zingiberaceae. Gene Ontology annotation, cellular component: endosome; trans-Golgi network.
AAAAUAUAAUUUUUCUAUUUUUGGUUCGAACCCGAACAAUGGCGAACCCUCGAAAGAACACCCUCGCACUCCAAUCUAACUCCGAUCUUCCGCCACCUCCUCCGCCCCUCUCUUCUCCCUCCUCCUCUUCGGCAGCGGCAGCCCUAUCCUCUAUUGUCUUCUUCUUCAAGCGGCCCUCCGCCCUUCCCCUUCUGCUCUCUCUCUUCGUCCUCCUCACCUGGCUCUUCCUUCAGCUGGAGCACCCGACAUCGGCUGGCCUCCGCUCCUCUUUCCCCUCGGGGUCGUCUUAUGGUUCUCAAUCCUCUGCCCGGACCCUCAAUGCGCUUGAUUCAGAUGCUAAUGUCGUCAGAUUUGAUGCCGUGGAGUUCCCCUCGAAGAUCGCUAGAGAUUGGAGGGGUUGGUUGAUGGAUCCUGUCAAGGCUGCUCGAGAGGCUGGACUUCCAGGCAUAUUUACAGGAAGGGCACUAAAAUGUGAGUCAGUUCAUGUGGGUCAGAUCCAACCUGGAGGUAUUAGAGGCAAUCACCGGCAUAAUAUGUGCAAUGAGACCUUUAUCCUUUGGGGUGCAGAGACAAAGUUCAGGUUGGAAAAUCCUAAAAUGAAAGACAAAGGGUAUACAGAAGUUACUUUUGGACCUGAUGAAGUUGUGCUAGCUGUGAGUCCACAGGGAACUGCACAUGCUAUAAUCAACAUUGAUCCUUCACGGGCCACUUUUAUUCUUGGCUGUCAAGAUAAUAUAAUAAAAAACAGCUCCGGUACUGAUUAUAAUGUGUGGAAAGAUUUGUGAUGCAAACUUUGUGCAAUAUAAACAGUUCUUUUACACCUCAUCUCUGAGUCAACUCUGUAGAUGGCAAUUCAGUCUUGUAAUCCCUAGUCAUUGUGAUGCUAUAAGAUGUUAUUAUGAGUCUUUAUCAUACAGUGUUUGAUGUUCUUUCCAUUCUAUCAUUUUGUACAAAGGGAUCCAUCCUGUAAGCUUGUUGGUGUCUUACUGAGUGCCUCGAUUUUUCUUCCGACUGUGAUA